Molecule: messenger RNA, 1285 nt
Organism: Mugil cephalus (flathead mullet)
Lineage: Eukaryota; Metazoa; Chordata; Actinopteri; Mugiliformes; Mugilidae
Gene: hand2
Product: heart and neural crest derivatives expressed 2
Exons: 2
Coding region: 552-1127 (191 amino acids)
Biological process (GO): regulation of transcription by RNA polymerase II; heart development
Molecular function (GO): DNA-binding transcription factor activity, RNA polymerase II-specific; protein dimerization activity; RNA polymerase II transcription regulatory region sequence-specific DNA binding
Source: RefSeq, a predicted model, not a curated record
ACCAGCUUUAUCAAGCAGAUAUUCGCUCCCUCUGCAGCUCCGUCAGAUUAUGGCACCGUGGUGUGUGUUGUUACCAACCUCUCCAGACUCUCCUCCCAUCCCGGGCGCUCUCCUCCAUUGGUUGCCUCCUUUCCGCGCUGUCAUCCAAGCCAUAUAAACCUGGAGCCUCACACCUUCGGCAGGGUCAAAUUUCUUCUCGGGCAAAUCAGAGCUGCGUCUUUGGGAAACGAUAGCGAGAGAAAGAAACGCGAGCGAAGGCUCGAACAUCGUCGAGAUUUGUUCUUUGGAAUUCUAAACUUUUUUUUUAUUUUUACUUUUUUCACCACGGCCCGUUUCGCCUCGACUGAAGUCGAUUUCAACAACGACGACGAUGUAAAAGCGUGCGUUUGGUUUGACUUGUUGAUGAGUUCGGGGGGGAUACAUAUUUAACUCUUGUCCGAGUUGCGUUGGCUGCUGAUCCCCGAGUUGAGACCGUCUUGGAGGCAGCGGCGCAGAGAGACGGAGGGCGACGGCAAACGCGGAAACGACCAGUAUUUGCUAUCCCGUUCAGCAUGAACCUCAUCGGGGGCUACCAGCAUCACCACCACCUGAUGCACGAGCCCUUCCCGUUCGUACAGCGGUGUCACCAGGACGCGCCGUACUUCCAGAGCUGGGUGGUGAACCACGGCGAAAUGCCCCCGGAUUUCCAGAUCCAGGCGCCGUACCCGGCCGCGGAGCUCGGGGCGCCCGGGACGACGCACGACGCCCGGCUGGAGGGUCUCCAGGCUGGAAUGGGGAAGAGGAGAGCGUCGGGGCCGAAGAAGGAGCGCCGGAGGACGGAGAGCAUAAACACGGCCUUCGCCGAACUCAGGGAGUGCAUCCCAAACGUCCCCGCGGACACAAAACUGUCUAAAAUUAAAACUUUACGCCUGGCGACCAGUUACAUCGCCUAUCUGAUGGACGUCCUGGCCAAAGACUCUGGGGAGACGGAGGGCUUUAAGGCCGAAAUUAAGAAAUUUGAAAACCGGGAUAUGAAAAGGAAACGAGAGCUGACUGAAGGCCUCCAGGAGUCUUUAGGAGCCGAGAAGAAGGUGAAGGGCCGGACCGGGUGGCCGCAGCAGGUCUGGGCCCUGGAGCUCAACCAGUGACCUCCGCUCCAAAAAGAAAAACUCUUCAGAGACUCUGGAUUCAAAUGAGAUUAUAAGAAAAGCCACUGACUGACUGACUGAACGUGAACGCACCGCUGUGUUGAAAGAAUUAAAAAGACCUCAGGGGUCAAAGGAGCAGUGGAAAUAAAAAAGAAAAG